AUGCGAUAACUAAACUGCGAAUAUUUAUUUCUACGAAGACAAUUUAAAAAAUGAAGCGUAGAUAGAAGCUGUUUUGUUUACGAAAUACUCCAACGACUGCUAUAUACGUCGGGUGGUAUUGAUAACCGCGUUGUCAUGAUCCUGCUUUUAUCAGCAAAAAGAGGACAAAUGCCGUUGAAGGAUAGUAAUUCCGAUGGAGGAAAAGUAGUGUACGAGGAACGCUCAGCUUGAAAAAGUUAUUACGCUGAUGAUAGGCAACUUGAAAACGUCACCGAACGUAAUUUAUCGAUGAGAUGUAAAGCAACGAAACUAAGAAAAAAGAAAAGCUACAAGUCGAAACUGCAUGAGACGAAGAUCUGUGUCAGUUAGCUCGCCAAAUCCUCGCGUAGAUGCCCAGCUGACAAUUAUCAGCAGCUAGAAGAACAGAGAUACGAGAUGAAGAGAAGAAUGGUGGACGCGACCGACACGUCCGUUCUCCAGGUGACCAAGCGUACGGAGCGUGGACGAGCUUGUUGCAGCACGUGGUUGCACGAGCGAGACGCAAAAUGGACCAGGUGUUCAGGAAGUGGGGACCUGGAUUAAAAGCAAACGAGGGCAACGUCUCCGCGACAGAGCCAUCUCGGACCUUGAACAGUGGAGGUCGACGCGCGGUUCAGCUACCUUUCGGUUCACGUUGGUUACUUCGUGGUCUCCUAACGGGUUCCUGGCUGCCCUUCGUUCCAACCGAUCCUACGAUCGUUCGUUGGUUCGCUGCAGCCGAAAGUCGCUGCCAGGAUUGCAGAACUUGGACGAAGACCUUCGAAAACGAUGGCAGCGAGAGGAGCGAUCUACCUGCUGCUGCUGGUGACAUUGACCCUGAGGGGCUCGCAAUGCAGCGCGAGAUACGUCGCGAAAGUGAAGACGAACGCAUCCGAGCUUUUCAGGACGAGGGGGGAAAGUCCGAGGGUAUUGGACGGACCGAUCGCGGCCACGCGAAGUCCAUUACAUCAGGAGGCAAAGUCUGUCUAUCAGAACAGCAACCAAAGGAUGAUCAAGAACUUCCCCAGGAGCGAGGACGAGUCGAUUAACGGAUUCGAGACGUCCACCUUCAAUCCGGACGUGUUGAACAAGUUCCUGGAGGAGUACGCGAGUAAGAUCAAGAGCAGCACGGACAAAUAUCAAAGAUAUCCGUUCAGGAUCGUGAAACCUGCCGAAGCUCUGUCCCUUGAGGUGGAUGAUCAAACUACUACACAAUCGACUAAUACGAGUUACGAUCAAAAUAUUAAGGACGAGGAGGAUACUAUAAAUUCUACGUCCACUGAAGACGGGUUAAGCGCAACGUUGAACGACACCUUGAAGAGGAACAAGUAUUACGGGGCGAAUUCCCACGAAGAUAGAAAUGGCUGGGUUACUUUGGAAGCAAUACCAUGGUCGAAAAGCAAAAUUUCUAAAUGGCAAGCGACUCCAAGUACGCAGCGGCCCUGGCCGGAAGUGAAACCAUGGGACAAACCGAGCAUUGGGAAACCUUGGGCGUCUGAUUACUCUGUCAGGCCAAUCUACGAGAACAAUAAGCCGUGGUAUGAAAAGCCAAAACCAACUUGGCCAGAGAACACCAACGAGAAACCAUGGCAAAAGCCUACAACUCGUCCUGCUUACUAUACCGAAAAGCCUGAAGAAACUCAGGCUCAAAAGUGGCCUCCAGAGAGACCGUCUUGGAACAAUUAUUCAGACCGUCCACAUAGCGACAUAAUUACUGACAAUCGUCCAGCCAAUUUCCCAAGUAACUGGAACAGACCUCAACCAACGAAACCGAGUUAUCAAUAUUUGGAUAGAUACGGUGAUAAAAAUCAAGGAGAGGAGAGUAACGAUUGGCAUGAUUUUCCAACGAGAUUCGACGAUCGCCUGCGGCCUUCCACGGAGAGACCAGGAUUCUCUCAGUAUCAAUAUGUAAACAAUCAUCCGCAGAGUUAUCCCGGAAACGGGGAUGGACAAUGGGUAUUGCUGUCCACGAACAGAGGCUACUCCAAGUCCAGACAAAGAUCGAUGAAGAUAGACUCGAUAGGUCAAAUACAGAACGUCACUAAGAGCGUGGAUAGAAAAGAGGAAGGACCUGAUCCAGCGAUCGCCGUGGUCACGUCGAAGAGACAGGUCAGGUUGACGGUGUUACCGUCUAUCAACGGCACAAAUACGACAACAUCGCACGGGGGUCUUCUGGAAGUGGAGAAGACCUUCAAGAGCGUGGACCAGAGCCGAAGAGAGUACGAAAUGGAGAGGCAAACGACGGUACCGAUGAUUCUAAGGAAGAGACCUAUCAGAAACACGUUAGGAAAUCAAGCAUCUAGUUCUGCUGUCUUGGCUGCUGUCGGUGCUGGGAUAUUACCGGCAACAAUGGCGAUGAUGAUACCCAUGUUUCUUGGCCGACGAAGAAGGGACCUAAUGACUUCCGGAUCGAGGCUUCUCGAUGAAGAUGAUUCAGUGACGAAUAUUCGCGAUCUCAAUCCCAUGAACGAACAUCGAGUCCGUGGAACGAGACUACGAUAGGUAAACCAAUCUAGAGAAAUAAACUCUCUGACAAUUCGUGGGAAUAGGAAUGAGAAUAGAAGAUAUAAAUAAGAGAAUCUAGCAAAAAAAAAGAAUUUAGAAAAAAAUAGAAUAGACAUUGGAUAGAAAAUAGAAAAAGUAAAUUAACAUACUAGAGUUUAAGAAAAUGUACAUGAUAGAUCCGAUGAUGUACAUGAUAGAUCUAUAUACAUUAUUUUAAGUAUCUAUUCCGUAAGUGCUUUACUUUUUAUUUGUACUUUAAUCAGGUUUUCUAGUUUAGUAGCGGUUAGUUGAAUUUUCUCAUAGAAAAA
Molecule: messenger RNA, 2831 nt
Organism: Bombus pascuorum
Lineage: Eukaryota; Metazoa; Arthropoda; Insecta; Hymenoptera; Apidae
Exons: 6
Coding region: 808-2520 (570 amino acids)
Source: RefSeq, a predicted model, not a curated record